Sinocyclocheilus rhinocerous is the source of this 1064-nucleotide messenger RNA. Its product is annotated as homeobox protein orthopedia B-like. The record is from RefSeq and is a predicted model, not a curated record. Gene Ontology annotation, biological process: neuron differentiation; regulation of DNA-templated transcription. Gene Ontology annotation, molecular function: DNA-binding transcription factor activity, RNA polymerase II-specific; DNA binding. Bases 1 to 927 code for a protein of 308 amino acids. Lineage: Eukaryota; Metazoa; Chordata; Actinopteri; Cypriniformes; Cyprinidae. The transcript is spliced from 3 exons.
AUGAAGGAUGCUGCAGCCGAGCUUCUCGGACACCGAGAGGCUUUGAAGUGCAGACUAGGGGGGACUGACUCUGGACACCCCGGCGAUCUUACUUCUGCUACAAAGACUGUGGAAGGGACCACUCUGCUCCCCGGGGAAGAUAUAAGCAAUGGUGGAUCCAAUCCUAAUAAAAUGCAGCAGGUCAAAGCCAAAGACCAAGAAAAGCAGCAACAGCAAAUCUCUAAUAAUCAAUCGGGUGGUCAGCAAAACCAACAGAAACAGAAACGCCACAGGACCCGCUUUAAUCCAGCGCAGCUGAACGAACUGGAAAGGAGCUUUGCUAAAACCCACUACCCUGAUAUCUUCAUGAGAGAGGAACUUGCAUUACGGGAACUUGCAUUACGGGUUGGUUUAACGGAGUCACGGGUUCAGGUAUGGUUCCAGAAUCGACGUGCAAAAUGGAAGAAGCGCAAGAAGACAACCAACGUUUUCCGGGCGCCGGGUACUUUGCUGCAAACACACGGUUUGCCUCAGUUUCCGUCUGCGGCCGCGGCUGCGAUGGGCGACAGUCUCUGCUCUUUUCAUGUCAACGACACGCGCUGGGCCGCGGCUGGGAUGCCUGGAGUCUCACAGCUGCAGAUACCGCCUGCGCUGGGCCGACAGCAGGCGAUGGCACAGUCCCUGUCCCAGUGCAGUCUCGGAGCUGGCCCCCCACCAAACUCCAUGGGCCUUUCCAGCAGCUUAUCGUCAAAUGGUUCCGGUCUUCAAUCGCAUCUGUAUCAACCCACAUUUCCAGGGAUGGUGCCCGCUUCCCUCUCGGGUCCAACGAAUGUGAGCUGCUCACCUCAGUUGUGUAGCUCCCCGGACAGUGACAUGUGGAGAGGCACUAGUAUCGCUUCCCUGCGCCGCAGAGCACUUGAGCACUCCGUUUCGAUGAGUUUCACCUAAUUUGAGCAUCCAAUAUGUCUUUUCUGUCACUGCAAACCCCAAGUAUUCCUGAAAAACAGUCACGGAGCACUCAGGAUAUGAGGUUAUAACUGUGAAAUUACAAAUUGGCAGCCUUACUGGAUGAUGGAAUCCCAACA